Molecule: messenger RNA, 2096 nt
Organism: Aplysia californica (California sea hare)
Lineage: Eukaryota; Metazoa; Mollusca; Gastropoda; Aplysiida; Aplysiidae
Product: MFS-type transporter SLC18B1
Exons: 4
Coding region: 420-2021 (533 amino acids)
Biological process (GO): transmembrane transport
Molecular function (GO): transmembrane transporter activity
Source: RefSeq, a predicted model, not a curated record
UUGUGUAUACCAAAACAACACAAACAAACAAAAUGUCGCCAGUAUUCUUUGUGAGGCAGGGGCACCGACUGUGAUUGCGUCAUAACAAGCUGGUGUAGCUUCCUCCGAGACGUAGCCUAUGAGAAACGGGAGCGGAGAGGCGGUCUGAGAAUCCUCCAGCAGUAGAAAAAUAGCACCUGAUGAUUUCACCAUCAUGUGUAAUGCGCCCAGCAGGCUAAUGUACUGCACGUUGUACUUGUGUCUGAUAGUAGUGAUAGGUAUACAUAAUAUAUAAGUUAAACCUCCUUGGUCAGAUCUCUACUUUGAAUUUGUUUGAGUGGCCCCUCUUGGUGUACAGCGACAGUGACGUCACAGUGCUGUAGGCUGCAGGAGGAGUCCACCGGUGACAACUGUCGAGACAGGACAUACACAGCCUCGCGAUGGAUAAGGAGCUACUGUUAGGUCAGGAUGAACAUGACGACCAAGAUGAAAGCCCAGCUACGUCACGAGAUGUCCGCGGACAUAGAAACUCCCCGGAUGUAGGCCUAUUGGUCAACCCAACUCUCGCCGAGGUCGCUGGCGAUGGUAUUUCUGAGUGGAAUGAUUCAAUACAGCAUGUGCAAGACCUCGGACGUCACAGAUAUGUGUGUGCUGUUACGUCACCAGACCAAAUGCCCCACCGUAACAGCAUCGAGAGACGAGCCAGUCAGGCUGAGCCGGGAACUGACCACAACGAAACGGGCAACGGUCAGGAAAAUUUGAACUUCCGGCAACUUCCCGCGAGGAAAAAGCUCCUCCUUCUGCUUCUUGUCACGGCACAGUUCUCCGCAGACGCCGGUUUCCAGCUGAUGGCGCCAUUUUUCCCACAGGAAGCGGAGAGGAAAGGGUCGUCGGAAACAGAAAUAGGCUUCAUCUUCAGCAGUUUCGAGAUUGGCAUCAUACUGUCUGCCCCAACGUUUGGCCGGUUCAUAACGCGUAUUGGGACCAAGUUUCUGUUUAUCACGGGCAUGUUAGUGGCCGGUUCAUCCACCAUAUUGUUCAGCGUGCUAAACCUGUGCCCGCCCGGCGCCAUCUUUGUGACCUUGACCAUCCUGUGUCGUGUGGUCAUGUCUCUGGGAGUGUCGGCCUACGUCACAGCCAGUCUAGCCAUAGUGUGCGAGGAGUUCCCCGGACGACGGACAACGGUGUUUGGUAUCGUUGAGACCGCCAGUGCCGCGGGACUGAUGGUGGCGCCCUUUCUAGGCGGGGCUCUCUACGACGCUGGCGGAUUCGGACCGCCCUUUUGGUUCGGCGGGGCCGUCUUCAUCGCCAACGGCCUGGCCAUGGCCAAAGUUCUGCCCUCUCAGGACAACACGCCCCGGCAGCGGACAAAGUCCACGCUCCAACUGCUCACCAGCCCUCUCGUGUGGGUUGCCAUGACAACCACGGCUGCCACAGUAGCUGGGAUCAGCUUCCUGGACCCGACACUAUCUCAGCACCUGAAGAGCUUCCGUCUGUCGGCGCUUCUCGUGGGGCUUGUCUACAUGAUUCAACCGGGUCUGUAUGGCCUGGGGACCCCUGUGUGGGGUUACCUGUGCGACACCAAGGACAUCCAAGCUCCACUCCUGAUAGGAGGGAACUUUCUCUGUGCACUGGCCUUUUGCAUUUUAGGCCCCGCCCCUUUCCUGUCAUCCAUACCGUUCAAACUAUGGACAACUGUUGUGGGACUCAUUGUCCUGGGCAUUGGCAGUGGGUGCGCUCUGGUGCCGACAUUUAGCUGCAUGAUCAAAGGAGCGGAAAGUUUGGGUUUUGAAGACAACGUCGAAACGUUUGGAAUGAUUUCUGGUCUAUUUCUGACAGCAUUCUGCACCGGGGCAUUUAUAGGCCCAACAACAGGAGGUGUCCUCACGGAUCACGUUGGGUUCAACAAAGCAGCGAUGGUUAUUGUGGGCAUUUAUUUAUUUGUCAUGAUUGUCAAUAUUGUACACUUUUCCCAUGUUUAUUUACAGCGUCCUAGGGGUUUAGCGGUAGAGGUGCCAUCAAUAAACGCUGAUCCUUUGUAGUAUUUUGCAUUAUUAUUAUUCAACGCAGGCCUACUUGUUCUAGUACUAAUAAUAAAUGACUCAUUACAUAUACAA